Dreissena polymorpha is the source of this 4719-nucleotide messenger RNA. RefSeq lists its product as uncharacterized. Bases 351 to 2714 code for a protein of 787 amino acids. The record is from RefSeq and is a predicted model, not a curated record. Lineage: Eukaryota; Metazoa; Mollusca; Bivalvia; Myida; Dreissenidae. The transcript is spliced from 2 exons.
UUACAUACGGCUUUGUGUUUGUUUAUGAACAAAUGUAUUUUCGAAAUGCAUAACUGCAUCUAAACAUUCGCGUGAGAUAUAAGUACUAAAAUGUAUCAGUAGAAAAUGUAUAUCGUUCAUUGUACCGGGUUACACAAUUGUUUAAUAGUAAAUUGCAGUGGAGUCUUAUACAUCGUGUACUAAAACAUGUUUUAUAACCGUCUCGUACAUCCAUGCGAAUCAUCGGCGAGGUCCACUUUAACGUCUAAAUAUAAACGUGCACUGAUAUUUCACUUGACCUGCUCGUCUAAAUAUUAAAGCGAUCUGUGCAAUCGCGUCACGUGCUAAGCUUAGCCAAAGAAGUGGGAACAAUGGCGGAACAUAGAUCAUCAAAAGCGAAAGAAAUGGACAACGUUGACACAGAAUUAUCUGAACAACUCUCCAUAUUGCUUGAGGAUGAAGGAAUUACAGAGGAAAUCGUGACGGCAAGGCGCAUUGCAUUCCUUAUGAUGGAGACCGGUUUAACAAUGUUAAGUAAAGAAAGCAAUAUAUCAAUCGAGCAUUACUGUUUUGGCAGCCAGUCAGAGGGCGCGACAACGCUAGGGCUACGGUCUGACGUAGACAUGUUACGGCGUAUACCAUGUAUUAAUAUCAUGCGAGGGAAUUCGAAAACAUGGAAAAAAGGAAUGCUGAAUUGCAUGAUGCUUGAUAUCAAGGAUUAUCCACAACAUUUUGAUAUGCAGGUUUACAGAAGCGAUAAGCCCGAACCAGUGAAAGCAAAAAUAACUUUGUGUAAUGGCAUGCUAGUAAGUCAUGGAAUAGAUUGCGUAGUAUUUAGCUCUGAGUUUUAUCGGAAACAUACCGAAUUUUUUUUUAAACCUUUUAUGAGCGACGAUCAAUCUCCCUAUAAGGCUGGACCUUCUGCUAGUUUUAGCGACGAUAUAGACAUUGUGCACGCAUUGUGCGUAUCAGGUGACAUUCCUGAAUUGCAGACGUGGCUAGACAGGCCCCGACAGGGAAAUUGGCCACCUCAAAAAUUGUUUGAGGAAGCGAAACAAUGCGUGUGGUUCCUUGUACCGGUAGGAGAGUCAUCCUCGCAAAAAAGACACACAGAGUGGAGAUUAUCGCCGAACCUUAUUGAAAGGAAACUCAUGUUCAGUUUAAAUCUAACCCAGCUGAAAUGCUAUGUGUUGCUGAAACUACUCAAGCGCGCUAUUACAAAAAAAAUGAAAGAAGGCGAACUUACGAGUUUUCACUGCAAAACAGUGUUGUUUUAUACACUAGAAAGAACGCAAGAUCCCCAAUCGCAAGAAGGUUACUUAGCAAUGUUAUUGAAACUAUGUCUUCAAACACUCCAAAAAUUUCUUAGCGAUGGCGUAUGUCCUCAUUAUAUCAUUGACCGUGUUAAUCUGUUUGACGGUAAACUAAAUAGUGCACAACGUCGCAUAGUACGUAACAAGGUGACGGUACUCAUAGAUAACAACCUGCAGGGGUUUGUGAGUUACCUUGGUAACGCAACACGAUUGUCCACUGACGAACGUUUCAUUUCUCAUGUAUGUAUUCGAAGUAAACUCGCAUUUGAAAGGAUACAUUGGUUCCAUAUUAUUAUGCUUGAUUUCCAUUGCUUCAUCAGUAAAUCAAUCGAUGUUGUUGGGGAUCAGCUGACCACACUGAUUGACAAAUGUAAAGAAAUAAUAAAUUGUCACAACGCGAAUGCAUUUGAAAUACAAGCAGCUAAGGAAAUAUUGACAACUUUUUUGUCUUUUCGAGGCUCUAUUCAAGCGGCUCCACUAAUUCUAAGCGGCGUCUCGAUUAACCAAGAUGUCAUGGACAGUUUCAAGAAAUCGGUACAAGUCGGUGAUGUCGCGAAUAAAAUCAAUAAUUUACCAGAAAUGCUUAGCUUUGGCAAUCUUGCUUUGGAAAUGAAGGUUUGUUCAAUUAACAAAAAUGCCAUUGAAACCUUCGAAAAGGCCCUUGAGACGAAUGGAUUCUCAAGUCGACUGAAAUUAGCAUCUGUCAUGUACUGCUCUGGAAAUUUGCAGUCGGCAAAAUUUAUUCUUGAAUAUGCAGAACGUCAAUUUGACCGGUGCACUAUGAAGACCUUAUGUCGAUGUUUCAGUUAUUACAAUCGGUACAUAAACCACCGAGAAAUGUUUGAAAAUAAACCAAAUCCUAACAUUGAAAGCAAAAUUGCAUUAUGCAUCAUUUUUCUUUCUAACGAGGCACCGUGCGUUCCCCCUGUGCUUUUGUAUGAAAUGACCAAAACAGACUUUGCACCGGAUAACCGAGACAAACCAAUUAUAAAUACAGAAUUGCAUGGUGAGGCUAGAGUGGAUUCUCGUGUGUUUAUGUAUUAUCUGCAAUACCUUACGUACGGAGGUCUUGGCAUUCGUGAAAAACAGAUCGCUGUCUUGACAAAGUUCGAAGACUACAUUUCAACGCAUAUUGAUGAUCGCAUCUUGGAUCUCCAUUAUGAUCAUGGUCGUAACUACGAGAUAUCCCAUAUGGCGACUGCAUUGAAUCUGCUCGGCCACUGCUAUGAGAUGGAAGGGGAUCUAAGCAAAGCAGUCAUUAAAUACGCGCUUUCCCGAGAUAGCAAACCAAACAACAAUCCUGCCUACUGGCACAUUUGGAGAAUUUCGGAAAAAAUCACCAGAUUAAGUUAUGUAGUUGCGACCGGUUGUUAUUUAUAUGCAAUGACACUCGGCUCACGAACUGAUGGAAACGUUGAAUAGGACUUACUUGAAACAUAAUGUCAAAUUUAUAUAACUUUUACUUUUAUUUGUGAACAAUUUAAUAUAUUUGGAUUUAUUACAAAUAGGAACAAUCAAACUUCAAGCACACUUAUAUGACUAACUGGUAUUAGAAAGCCCUGAAUAUAUCGUGUGUGCUAACAUUAUUUGUACAUAUUCGUUCUAAAUUUCAAUCAACAUUUGUAACGGGAUGCUGCUUUACAAUCGUACAAUCUUGCAGAUAAUACGUUGAAAUAUCAAUUGGGUGUUUUAUAACUAUUAAUCAUUCACAUUGAUAAAGAUAAAUACAAUAUUAGUUGGUAUUCAUCAUUGCCGUAUUGUUGUAUUUUUUUAUAUUUAAUCAUAACCUUUUUACAAACAAAGUGUUUUUACAGUAGAUGAUAUGUAACCAAAAUGUGUCCACAAAUGUAGAUAUAAAUGUAUGGACGCAUUCAGAUUAGUUUGGCCCAUACUUGUUCAAUUUUUAUGCCCCCCUUCGAAGAAGAGGGGGUAUAUUGCUUUGCUCAUGUCGGUCGGUCUGUCGGUCGGUCUGUCGGUCCGUCCACCAGGUGGUUGUCAGACGAUAACUCAAGAACGCUUGGGCCUAGGAUCAUGAAACUUUAUACGUACAUUGAUCAUAACUCGCAGAUGACCCCUAUUGAUUUUCAGGUCACUAGGUCAAAGGUCAAGGUCACGGUGACCCGAAAUAGUAAAAUGGUUUUUGAAUGAUAACUCAAGAACGCAUACGCCUAGGAUCAUGAAACUUCAUGGGUAGAUUGAUCAUGACUCGCAGAUAACCCCUAUUGAUUUUGAGGUCACUAGGUCAAAGGUCAAGGUCACGGUUACCCGAAAUAGUAAAAUGGUUUCCGGAUGAUAACUCAAGAAUGCAUACGCCUAGGAUCAUGAAACUUCAUGGGUAGAUUGAUCAUGACUCGCAGAUGACCCCUAUUGAUUUUGAGGUCACAAGGUCAAAGGUCAAGGUCACGGUGACCCGAAAUAGUAAAAUGAUUUUCGGAUGAUAAUUCAAGAACGCUUUUGCCUAGGAUCAUGACACUUCAUAGGUUCAUUGAUCGUGACUCGCAGAUGACCCCUAUUGAUUUUCAGGUCACUAGGUCAAAGGUCAAGGUCACAGUGACAAAAAACGUAUUCACACAAUGGCUGCCACUACAACGGACAGCCCAUAUGGGGGGCAUGCAUGUUUUACAAACAGCCCUUGUUUUUAUCUUUGUGGGUAGAUGCUUCGUUCAGAAAAACAAAACUGAUAAAGCAGUACACAUAUUACUCAAAACUAUUAUUCUGCAGGUUCUAUAACAAGUAUAGAUUUUAAAACUCAAUUGUAACAUUGUAUAUGUUUUUUAACAUAAAUUUGAUUUGGCUAGGAUGACACAUAUACUAAAACUGUUCUAAUUAAAUGUUGUGUUUUUUUUUUGUUUUUUUUUUUACUGUUUUCCUUAUUAAUGUUUAAUGUUUGACAUUUACAUUGGUACCAGUAAUAUUCGCAUAAUAACCGCAUGGGUAAUAUAUCAUAGAAAUCACAAUAAUUAAGAAUUAUUGUGAUUUGUUGAACAUUAGUUUUAAGUAAUGUUAUACGGUGCAAUCAAUCAUAUAAGUUGAUACACAUGUAUGAUAUAUUGUCAGAGUUACUUAAUACAUCCCCCCCCACACACAGACACCUCUCACAUGCAUGCUAGCACUUGCGCCAAUGUACACAAUACACUAUGAGUUUAGACGGUCUAUAAAAAAAGUAACAUAAUAGUUUCAUAGCUCGUAAUUCUUUAUUGGGUCAUACCUUUUGUUGACGUUUAAAACAUAAAAAUACUAGUAUUGAGAGCAAUUGCACAUAUGUAUUUAAAGAGGUUAUCUAAAUAAUAUUGGUUGAAAAAUAUCUGAUGAUGUGGAUCAAUUUUGAUAACGUUUAUUGUGUUUGCUUUUAAUAAGGGAAAUAUCUGCUUCCGUCUGUAUUUUUAUCUAAAGAUAAUUAAGAAAAAAGAUGACGUAUGGGAUGCAU